GGGAGCCCCUCUGCUUAUCCUCUCCUCCUCUGUUCUUCAAUCAGGUCUGAGCGAGCGAGAUAGUCCGAAAGAGAGAGGCUUUUGAUCGGAGAACACGCGUCUUCUCCAUGGCACUAGUUGGGCUUUACAAUGCUCCACCUUUGUCUGUACAGCUCUCCAAAACCACGUCCCCCUCCACUGCCGCACUGAAAUCCAGUUUCCUCUCCUUCACCAGGAACCCAUUUGUUAAAUUUUCGAAAAACCCACUUGUCCGCAACAGUGAGAACCAAAGAAGAACCUCCCCAAUCGUGGCAAUGAGCAUGGACGCUGGGAUUGGCGUGAUGGGGACGAAGUUGGGCAUGAUGACCUACUUCGAGACCGACGGCACUGUUGUUCCGGUUACCGUAGUUGGAUUCAGGGAAGGCAAUAUUGUAACUCAGAUCAAGACGGCGGCCACCGAUGGAUAUGACUCCGUCCAGGUAGGUUACAGGAGGGUUAGGGACCGGAAACUUACGAAGCCUGAAACGGGUCACCUUGAAAAGGCCGGAGUCAUACCCAUGAGGCACUUGCAAGAGUUCAGGUUGCAGAGCAUAGAGGGGUUUGAGUCUGGACAAAAGUUGGUUGUAGAUGAGAUUUUCAAGGAGGGGGACCUUGUUGAUAUCUCUGGAAUAACCAUUGGCAAAGGGUUUCAAGGUGGAAUUAAGCGGCACAAUUUCAAAAGGGGUCCUAUGACCCAUGGUUCCAAAAGCCAUAGAGCUUUGGGAUCUAUUGGUGCUGGAACAACACCAGGUCGUGUGUACAAGGGGAAGAAAAUGCCUGGAAGAAUGGGUGGAACCAAGACAAAGAUCCGAAAGCUCAAGAUUGUGAAAAUUGACAAUGAACUCCGCAUUGUGAUGAUUAAAGGUGCUCUUCCUGGUAAACCAGGAAAUCUAUUGCGCAUAGCUCCGGCUAAGAUUGUUGGGAAAAACAUACCAAAGAAUUAGUUGCAAAGUGUUUUACUUUGUCACAGUUUUGAACUUUCAGCGAAACAUUUUCCUGUUUUCGAAGAUGUGUAUGUUCGUGCUUCAUGUUGCAUACUGUAUCAUGUUUUGAAAAGAUUUCACAAUUUAGAAUUGCAUAUUGGUCCACGCAUGAGCCACCUGCA
This is a messenger RNA of Tripterygium wilfordii, 1123 nucleotides long. Its product is annotated as 50S ribosomal protein L3, chloroplastic. The coding region runs from base 108 to 962 and encodes 284 amino acids. The record is from RefSeq and is a predicted model, not a curated record. Gene Ontology annotation, molecular function: structural constituent of ribosome. Gene Ontology annotation, biological process: translation. The transcript has 2 exons. NCBI's taxonomy places the organism in Eukaryota, Viridiplantae, Streptophyta, Magnoliopsida, Celastrales, Celastraceae. Gene Ontology annotation, cellular component: ribosome; chloroplast envelope.